This is a messenger RNA of Aptenodytes forsteri (emperor penguin), 3483 nucleotides long. It is a transcript of the gene ATP8A2, whose product is annotated as ATPase phospholipid transporting 8A2. Gene Ontology annotation, molecular function: ATP hydrolysis activity; ATP binding; magnesium ion binding. Gene Ontology annotation, cellular component: plasma membrane. The transcript has 36 exons. Gene Ontology annotation, biological process: neuron development; phospholipid translocation. The coding region runs from base 37 to 3483 and encodes 1148 amino acids. The record is from RefSeq and is a predicted model, not a curated record. Lineage: Eukaryota; Metazoa; Chordata; Aves; Sphenisciformes; Spheniscidae.
UGUUCCCCCUCGGGCUAUAAGAAGGCGGAUGAUGAGAUGUCCGGAGCCACGUCCUCGGCGGAUCUGGACGAGGCACCAGCCCGCACCAUUUACUUGAACCAGCCCCAGCAGAGCAAGUUCCGCGACAACUGGGUCAGCACAGCCAAGUACAGUGUGGUGACAUUUCUACCUCGAUUCCUGUAUGAGCAGAUAAGAAAAGCUGCAAAUGCAUUCUUCCUCUUCAUUGCCUUACUGCAGCAAAUUCCAGAUGUCUCUCCAACAGGAAGAUAUACCACCUUGGUGCCAUUGCUAUUUAUUUUAACAGUUGCUGGCAUCAAAGAAAUCAUAGAAGACUAUAAAAGGCAUAAGGCAGACAGUGCAGUGAAUAAAAAGAAAACAAUAGUUCUAAGAAAUGGGAUGUGGCAGAACAUUAUGUGGAAAGAGGUAGCAGUAGGAGAUAUUGUGAAGGUCACCAAUGGGCAACAUCUUCCAGCAGACAUGAUCAUUAUAUCUUCCAGUGAACCACAAGCUAUGUGCUAUAUUGAAACAGCUAAUCUCGAUGGGGAGACGAAUCUUAAAAUACGACAGGGAUUGUCUCAAACUGCGAGUCUCCAGUCAAGAGAAGAAUUGAUGAAAGUAUCUGGAAGGAUAGAAUGUGAAGGACCCAACCGUCAUCUUUACGACUUCACUGGAAACUUGCGCUUAGAUGGUCAAAGCCCAGUUCCUGUUGGUCCUGACCAGAUCUUGCUAAGAGGUGCACAACUGAGAAACACUCAAUGGGUCUUGGGUAUUGUUGUGUAUACAGGACAUGAUACAAAACUCAUGCAGAAUUCAACCAAAGCACCUCUGAAGAGAUCAAAUGUGGAGAAAGUGACCAACAUGCAGAUCCUGGUUUUGUUCUGUAUUCUCCUGGUGAUGGCCCUUGUGAGUUCUGUAGGUGCCUUAUUAUGGAACAGAACACACGGCGAAGUCGUCUGGUACCUUGGCUCCAACAAAAUGCUGUCUGUCAACUUUGGAUACAAUCUGCUGACAUUUAUAAUCUUGUACAACAACCUUAUUCCAAUCAGUCUUCUGGUGACAUUGGAAGUUGUCAAGUUUACUCAGGCUCUUUUUAUAAAUUGGGACAUAGAUAUGUAUUAUCCUGAAACAGAUACGCCUGCAAUGGCCAGAACCUCAAACCUUAAUGAGGAACUUGGGCAGGUAAAAUACCUGUUUUCUGAUAAAACAGGUACUCUAACAUGCAAUAUCAUGAACUUUAAGAAAUGUAGUAUUGCUGGAGUGACAUAUGGUCACUUUCCUGAGCUGGAAAGAGAACGUUCAUCAGAAGACUUCAGCCAGCUACCUCCUUCCACCAGUGAAUCGUGUGAAUUUGAUGACCCAAGACUGCUGCAAAACAUUGAAAAUGACCAUCCCACAGCUGUGCACAUACAGGAGUUCCUCACUCUGCUGGCCGUGUGUCAUACUGUUGUUCCUGAGAGACAAGGAAAUACAAUAAUCUACCAGGCCUCCUCUCCAGAUGAAGGGGCAUUAGUGAAAGGAGCAAAAAAACUUGGUUAUGUCUUCACAGGACGGACUCCGCAUUCGGUUAUCAUUGAUGCGCUGGGAAAGGAAAAAACCUUUGAAAUUCUUAACGUGCUGGAGUUUUCCAGCAACAGGAAGAGAAUGUCAGUGAUUGUUCGAACUCCAGCGGGACAGCUACGUCUCUACUGCAAAGGGGCUGAUAAUGUAAUUUUUGAGAGGCUUUCAAAAGAUUCCCAGUAUAUGGAGCAAACACUGUGCCAUCUUGAAUACUUCGCAACAGAAGGUCUGAGGACUUUGUGCAUUGCUUAUGCAGACCUGUCAGAAAACUCUUACAGAGAGUGGUUGAAUGUCUACAAUGAAAUCAGUACAGUUCUGAAAGACAGAACUCAGAAGCUGGAGGAAUGCUAUGAGAUCAUUGAAAAGGAUUUACUGCUUCUUGGAGCUACAGCCAUUGAAGACCGCCUGCAAGCAGGUGUUCCAGAAACAAUAGCCACACUAAUGAAGGCAGAAAUUAAGAUAUGGAUUCUGACAGGGGACAAACAGGAAACAGCUCUCAAUAUAGGGUACUCUUGCAGACUCAUUUCACAGAGUAUGUCUCUCAUCCUGGUCAAUGAGGAUUCGCUAGAUGCAACAAGAGCUUCUCUGACUCAACAUUGUACCAGUUUGGGGGAGUCGCUGGGCAAGGAAAACGAUAUUGCUCUGAUUAUUGAUGGCCACACACUGAAGUAUGCCCUGUCAUUUGAAGUCAGGCAGAGCUUUCUGGACUUGGCACUCUCCUGUAAAGCAGUUAUUUGUUGCAGAGUAUCUCCUCUACAGAAGUCUGAAAUAGUAGACAUGGUCAAGAAACACGUCAAUGCCAUAACACUUGCCAUUGGGGACGGUGCCAAUGACGUAGGAAUGAUCCAGACAGCUCACGUUGGAGUGGGGAUCAGUGGCAAUGAGGGCAUGCAGGCAACCAAUUGCUCGGAUUAUGCUAUUGCACAGUUUUCCUACUUGGAGAAGCUGUUGUUGGUCCACGGAGCUUGGAGUUACAAUAGAGUUACCAAGUGCAUACUAUACUGCUUCUACAAGAAUGUAGUCUUGUAUAUUAUUGAGCUUUGGUUUGCUUUCGUUAAUGGAUUUUCUGGGCAGAUCUUAUUUGAGCGAUGGUGCAUUGGUCUGUAUAAUGUGAUUUUCACAGCACUGCCACCCUUUACUCUGGGAAUUUUUGAACGAUCAUGUACUCAAGAUAGCAUGCUUAGAUUUCCACAGCUAUACAAAAUUACUCAAAAUGCAGAUGGGUUCAACACAAGGGUUUUUUGGGGUCACUGCAUCAAUGCCCUGAUCCAUUCCAUCAUUCUCUUCUGGUUUCCACUGAAAGUGCUGGAGCAUGAUGCAGUAUUCACAAAUGGCCAGGGAAUUGACUAUUUAUUUGUUGGAAACAUAGUUUACACUUAUGUUGUAGUCACUGUUUGUCUGAAAGCUGGCUUGGAAACGACUGCGUGGACUAGAUUCAGUCACCUGGCCGUCUGGGGAAGCAUGCUGCUCUGGGUGAUGUUCUUCGGUGUCUACUCGGCCAUCUGGCCCACGUUUCCCAUCGCACCAGACAUGCUGGGGCAGGCUGGAAUGGUGUUAAGAUGUGGAUACUUCUGGUUUGGCUUGUUUCUCGUGCCCACUGCGUGCCUUGUUAAAGACGUGGCAUGGACAGCGGCCAAGCAUACCUACCAUAAAACUUUGCUGGAGCAAGUUCAGGAGUUGGAGACGAAGACAAGAGAGCUGGGAAAAGCCAUGCUUCGUGAUAGUAAUGGAAAGAGUGUGAACGAACGUGAUCAUUUGUUAAAAAGGCUCGGCAGGAAAACUCCUCCAAGCCUUUUCCGUGCUCAUUCUGUCCAGCAAAGUGUAUCACAUGGGUAUGCAUUUUCUCAAGAAGAACACGGUGUUGUUUCCCAGUCGCAAGUUGUUCGAUCCUACGAUACAACCAAAAGGAGAGCAGAAAUAGAAUAA